AUGACUGCAAGUGCACAGUUCCAAUGGAGUAAGGUGCAAAUACAGGUCGAUCCUCAGGGACAAGGAGUUCGUAGUGUUUAUCAGAUUGUGGAGAAGAAUAUCAAGGUCUUGCUGGGGGAUGGGAGAAACACGUCUCUUUACUAUGACAUAUGGUGUACAGAUGUUAGCAUUGCUGAAAUUCUUAAUGAUCAGACUUUGGAUACUGCUGUACGAGUGAGUGAUGUUAUGAUUGAAGGGAUAUGGGUUAUUCCUGAUGCUCAUUUACAAAGAAUGAUUGAUGCUGGACUGGAGAUUGAUAAUCUGCCAAGGCCAUUAAGAGGAGAAGAUCUUUGGGUUUGGAUGCCUGAAUUCUCUGGAGAAUUCAGCGUCAGAUCAGCUGUCUCCCUUAUCCGUAAAAAAUACCCAAAUAUGGAUGGUGCGUCUCUUAUUUGGAGGAAGGAAAUUCACCCUGUAUUGGCUGCUCAUAAUUGGAAAUUCAUGUGUGGUGCAUGCGCAACUUCUGAUCUCAUCAAGGGAAGAUUUAAAAUUCAGUUGGCUAAAAAAUGUUGCCUCUGUGAUACUGACGAGGAAACUCUUGAUCAUGUAUUGUUUAAUUGUAGUUUUGCAGCUCGUGCAAGGAACUGGAUCUCUGGAGUUUUUGGGAUAAAUGCAAACAGUAACCUGAUAAUUUCUUACAAAGCAGCAAAGGGGAGUCCUAUGGUUCGCGAUUUAUGGCUGCUGGCGAAACUUGUCCUCAAAUCUGAGUUGUGGGCAGUGCGGAAUAAGAGAUUUUUUGAGCAAAAGAAGCCUAACUGGAGUAUUUUCUACAAGCGGGUUCUUAAGAUAAUUCAAGACUAUUCAGUUAGACUUCAUGGCCACAUGAACAAUAGUGAUGAAGACGUUGUCAUACUUGAUUAUUUUAGAGUUCGGCAUAGAAGUAUUAAACAACUCCAUCCGAUAGAGUGUUUCUGGCAACCUCCGAAUGAAGAUGAGAUCCUCCUAUGUUGUGAUGGCGCGCAAGAGCUGUAUGGAGUUAUUAUUGGUCUUGAAUGGGCUACUAGAUGGGGUAUAAGAAAAGCAUGUAUUCGUUCUGAUUCCUACAGUGUGGUUGAAGCUUUGAGAAACUCUAAUUUACCUUGGUUUGCAAGGCAAAUAUGGCUAGCAAUUGUUGGAAAUUAUGAGGCUGUUAGGUUUGUUCAUACCUACAGGGAGGCGAAUUUUGUAGCAGACAACAUGGCUAAAAAGGGUUGUCUUCUUGAUAAUGGUGUAGGAAUUCACUAUGAAGGAAGGCCUAUUUUUUAA
Molecule: messenger RNA, 1281 nt
Organism: Papaver somniferum (opium poppy)
Lineage: Eukaryota; Viridiplantae; Streptophyta; Magnoliopsida; Ranunculales; Papaveraceae
Exons: 3
Coding region: 1-1281 (426 amino acids)
Molecular function (GO): RNA-DNA hybrid ribonuclease activity; nucleic acid binding
Source: RefSeq, a predicted model, not a curated record